CCCUCUGACGUCACGUGACCGCCCCUUACCGCGGUGCGUUGUGGGUUCUCAAAGAUGGCGGCGCUCAGCGCGGGCCGGGCGGCGGCGGCGGGCCUCCUGCGUGCCCAGAGCCUCGGGGCAUGGCGGGGGCUGGGCACCUCGGCCACCCUCCUGCAGCAAGCCCAGGCCAAGUCCCACAGGGCUGAGGGGACAUUCCAGGUGACAAUGCUGCCGGGGGACGGCGUGGGCCCGGAGCUCAUGCACGCUGUCAAGGAGGUCUUCAAGGCUGGCAAUGUCCCCGUGAUCUUCGACGAGCACCACCUGAGCGAGGUGCAGAACACGGCGUCCGAGGAGAAGCUGGAUCGGGUGGUGGACUCCAUGAAGGAGAGCAAGGUGGCCCUCAUUGGGAAGAUCCACACACCCAUGGAGUACAAGGGAGACCUGGCAUCCUAUGACAUGAGGCUCAGGAGGAAGCUGGACCUGUUUGCCAACGUGGUGCACGUGAAGAGCCUCCCGGGCUACCAGACCCGGCACAACAACCUGGACCUGGUGAUCAUCCGGGAGCAGACUGAGGGCGAGUACAGCUCCCUGGAGCACGAGAGUGCCAAGGGCGUGAUCGAGUGCCUCAAGAUCAUCACCAGGGCCAAGUCCCAGCGCAUCGCCAAGUUCGCCUUCGACUACGCCACCAAGAAGGGCCGGGCCAAGGUCACAGCUGUGCACAAGGCCAACAUCAUGAAGCUGGGGGAUGGGCUGUUCCUGCAGUGCUGUAAGGAGGUGGCAGAGCUCUACCCCAAGAUCAAAUUCGACACCAUGAUCAUCGACAACUGCUGCAUGCAGCUGGUGCAGAAUCCCUACCAGUUUGAUGUCCUGGUGAUGCCCAACCUCUACGGGAACAUCGUGGACAACCUGGCCGCGGGGCUGGUGGGCGGCGCCGGCGUCGUGCCCGGCGAGAGCUACAGCGCCGAGUACGCCGUGUUCGAGCUGGGAGCGCGGCACCCCUUCGCCCAGGCCGUGGGCAGGAACAUCGCCAACCCCACGGCCAUGCUGCUCUCGGCCUCCAACAUGCUGCGGCACCUCAACCUGGAAUACCACUCCAACAUGGUCUCGGAUGCGGUGAAGAAGGUGAUCAAAGGUGGAAAAGUCCGGACCCGGGACCUGGGCGGUUACUCCACCACUUCCGACUUCGUCAAGUCCGUCAUUGACAACCUGCACCCCAACUAUGGGGCUUAGGACCCCCAGCAGCUCCCCCAGCGCCUCGGCCCCCUCCCCAAACCCCCUCCCAGCCCCCCCCCCAGGGAGGAGGGUGGCCCAGGAACCCCCCCAUCCCCCACAGGAGGCGACCAGUGCAGAUUUUGGGGUUCACUGGGUGGUUUUGGGGGGAUGGGGCAGCACCCUAAAUCAUAGGCAGCUCCUAGGGACAUUGGGACCACCCACCAUGGCUCUGGGACCCCCAUUCCCAUGGGAUCCCCACUACUGGAUUAUCAUUGCUGUGGGACCAGUGGGAUAUUUGGAUCCCUGUCAGAACAGGACCUUGGACUGUGGGACCCCAUUCCCAUGGGAUCCCCGUGACUGUGGGACCCCCCCCAUUCCUGUGGGGUCAUUUAGACUGUCGGACCAGUGGGAUUUGUGGGACCUCAUUCCCAUGGGAUCUUUAUGAAUGUGGGACCAGUGUGACUGUGGGACCCAUCCCAUGCAGCUUUCAGCAAUAACCAGGGUGACAUCCCCCACCCUCCACCCCCUUGGCAGCUGCUGGCACAGGGCUCCCAUGGCGUGGGGUGACCCUGGAACACUCCAGACCCGGGGCAGGGUGGGGAGGUGCACCCAGUGCCCCCCAGGCCACGGGAACUGGGGAGCUGCAGGGCUCUGGCCAGAGCUGGGAGCUGAUCCCAUAACCCUGUGCUUGUGGGGCCAGGCCCGGUGCCACCCCGGGCUCUGGGCUGUGCCAUCGUGUCGUGCUCUGUAUUCUGCUUUGCUAAUAAAGGGUCCAAUGCUUC
Serinus canaria (Common canary) is the source of this 1973-nucleotide messenger RNA. It is a transcript of the gene IDH3B, whose product is annotated as isocitrate dehydrogenase (NAD(+)) 3 non-catalytic subunit beta. The transcript has 12 exons. The coding region runs from base 55 to 1209 and encodes 384 amino acids. Gene Ontology annotation, molecular function: oxidoreductase activity, acting on the CH-OH group of donors, NAD or NADP as acceptor; magnesium ion binding; NAD binding. Lineage: Eukaryota; Metazoa; Chordata; Aves; Passeriformes; Fringillidae. Gene Ontology annotation, biological process: isocitrate metabolic process; tricarboxylic acid cycle. Gene Ontology annotation, cellular component: mitochondrion. The record is from RefSeq and is a predicted model, not a curated record.